AUGGGUUUUGAGGAAGAUGAUGAAGCUGUUGAACAUGAUAGGGAAGAAGAUGAUAAUGAUGAUAUCAGGGUAGCAUUGCAAGAUGCUGCAGGUGACAUGGAUAUUGAUGUAGAUGCAUAUGAAGGUCACAUUGGAGAUCAAGAUCAUAGAAAUAAAGAAUUUUCAGGAUUAUUUACUGAAGUUGAAAGCGAGUUAUAUCCAGGGUGUACAAAGUUCUCUGCAUUGACUUUUUUGGUCAGGUUAAUGCAUAUAAAAGCUUUAAACCAUUGGAGUAACAAGUCAUUUAGUAUGUUGCUUGAACUUCUCAAGGAAGCACUUCCAGAGGGUACUAAAUUGCCAAAGUCUUACUACAAGGUAAAAUGUACACUUCAUGCACUUGGAUUAGGAUAUGAAACGAUUCAUGCUUGUAAAUGGGAUUGUGCAUUGUUUUGGAAAGAAUCAGCUGAAUUGGAUAAAUGUCCAAUAUGUGCUGAACCGAGAUACAAAUUUCAAGGUACUGAGGGGAAAAGGAUCCCUCAAAAGGUGCUUCGAUAUUUUCCUAUCACUCCAAGAUUGCAAAGAUUAUUUACAUCUCGCCAUACUGAUAUUGAUAUGAGAUGGCACAAAGAGAAGCGUCCUAACACAAAUGGAGUAUUGAGGCAUCCAGGAGAUGGAGAAGCAUGGAAGCACUUUGAUGAACAAUAUCCGAUAUUUGCUAUGGAUCCUCAUAAUGUCCGGCUAGGUGCUGCCACUGAUGGAUUUAAUCCUUUUAGUAACAUGAGUACUUCGUAUAGCAUGUGGCCAGUGAUGUUAGUGCCUUAUAACCUGUCACCUUGGAAGUGCAUGAAAGAGACUUUUUCGAUGAUCUCACUAUUAUUACCAGGCCCAACGGCACCUGGAAAAGACAUUGAUAUGUACUUACGGCCUAUGAUUGAUGAAUUGAAAGAUCUAUGGACAAAUGGUGUCACCACUUAUGACAUCUCUAAAAAGGAAAGGUUUACAAUGCAUGCAGCAGUGUUGUGGACAAUACAUGACUUUCCAGCAUAUGGAACACUUUCUGGAUGGAGUACCAAAGGAUACAAAGCAUGUCCGACUUGUAAUGAAGAUACUUCUUCCCAAACUUUAAAAAGUAAGAUUUGUUACAUGGGACAUCGUCGAUAUUUAUCCAUAAAUCAUGCAUGGAGAAAUAAUCGACAAUAUGAUGGAAAGCCUGAACGAAGGUUAGCUCCACGGCAGUUUUCAGGAGCUGAAAUAUUACAACAGUUAGAUAGGACAAUUGAGAGUAGACCGGGGAAACAUCCUAACAAUGUGGAUAAAAAAAGAAAACGUGCUGCCUUUGGAAUAAUGUUGGACAUCAAAGGUAAGUCGAAGGAUACUGACAAGGCACGUAUGGAUUUAAAGGAUCUGAAUAUUCGAAAAGAAUUGCAUUUACAAGAAACUGGCGGUAAAGUUUUGAAACCUUUGGAUGGUAAGAUAUCAGGUUUGAAAACUCAUGAUAGUCAUAUUCUUUUGCAACAACUUUUUCCCGUGGGUAUAAGACCUUACAUUAAGAAAGAGUUCACCUACCAUAUGAGGCAAAAAUGGCAGGACCAGUACAUACUUGAUGGAUGUGUCCUUUUGAAAGGUUCAAUAGCAGAGGGUUAUGUUGUCAAUGAGGCAUUAACUUAUUGUUCAAUGUACUUUCAUGGUAUUGAAACUCAAUUCAAUCGGCCAGAACAUAAUAAAGAUGGUGAGAAUCAGAUUGCUUCGACUUUGUCAGUAUUCACUCAACCUGUGAACUUGUUGGGGAAACCUCAAUUUGCUGAACUGAAAGAUGAUGAUUAUAAAAAAGCUCAUUAUGAGCACACCAAACUCAAACUAUUGCAAAACAGGGGUGUCACAAGUAUUCUGCAGGUACAAGAAAAGGAAUUUCCACAAUGGUUUGAACAAAGGAUAAAAUAUUUCAGUAGAUGUAAAUAUCCAAUGGUAACUGAUGAGUUGUACUCACUAGCAUGUGGUCCUGAUUAUGGAAUAAGAUCAUAUAGUGGAUGUGUAGUAAAUGGAGUUCGAUAUCGCACAAAAGUUCGUGAUGAUAGGCGUGUCACUCAAAAUUGUGGAAUUUGGGUUGUAGGUGAUCAUGAUGGUGAAUCUUGUGACUUUUAUGGGGUAAUAGAAGACAUUCUUGUGUUAGACUAUAGGUCCAAACACUCUGUUGUACUUUUUAGAUGUGCAUGGUUUGACACAAAUGUGAAAAAGAAAAAGAUGAUCACAGAGUUUCAAAUCACAAGCAUUAAUGUCACUUCAUAUUGGUAUAGGAACGACCCUUUUGUCCUUGCCUCACAAGCUAAACAAGUGUUUUACGUGGAUGAUUACAAGAUGGGUCAACAUUGGAAAGUGGUUCGAAAGGUGCAUCACUGUCAUCUGUGGGAUUUUCCAGACCGAUUAGAUGAAGGUGAUGAUCAUGAUGCAGAUAGUGAGGCAGAGAGUGGAGAUUAUGAAGAUGCAGAUAGUGGCCCAGAGAAUGAAGAUAAUGGGGAGUACAAUGAGGAAACCGACAAUGAUAGUGAAGAUGAGUUGUUAAGUAAUGGUGAAACCGGUGAGGAUACUGACUCAUUUGCAUAA
Molecule: messenger RNA, 2580 nt
Organism: Ziziphus jujuba (common jujube)
Lineage: Eukaryota; Viridiplantae; Streptophyta; Magnoliopsida; Rosales; Rhamnaceae
Exons: 8
Coding region: 1-2580 (859 amino acids)
Source: RefSeq, a predicted model, not a curated record